GCUUGAUGCUUGAGCUUUGUUAAGUGGCGCUAAGAUGGCGAGUUGGUAGUAUGCCGAUUUCGAUGUAUUUUGUACUAAAAUGUUAAUUUUUAUUGGUUUGAUUGAUCUUAAAAUCAUGCUUUAUGAAUCACCGCAUUAAGACUUCAUACGUGUAACAGUUAAAAUAUUAAAAAAUCUGUGAAAUAGCGUUUUUUUACUGUGGUGCUCCCAAGCUUAUUAAUUCGUGUCCUACUAGAAAUAGGAUAUUUUGUGAAUGCGUAAAUGAAAAUAAAGUAAACUGUACAGGAAAGUAAUGGAGUUAGAUAAACUGUGCAGAUUAUGCCUUUCUAAAUGGGAUCUACAGUGUAGCAUAUAUUUAGAUAUGCUAAAACCUGACAGUUUGUAUCACUCCAUUUUAAAGAAUGUUGAUAUAAAGAUUGAGAACCAUUGUGGAUGGCCCUACUUAAUAUGUCGAUCGUGUUGGACUAUCAUUAAAGCUAUGAAUUCAUUCCGUAAUAUGGUAACUUCAAGUGAUAUUAGAUUGCGAUCAUACCUGAAGAAAAUUGAACCAGAUUUGUACCCUGCUGAGGAAUUGGAUUUCCAUCCUCCACCAUUAACUUCGACUGUGAUCCUCCCAAAAUUAGACUUUGCAAAGUUAUGUACCUUCAUAUCUAAAUCAACAAAUAGUGCCUGUGACAAUUGCGAGGCAGAUGGGACUAAUUUAUCUGUGGAAGAAAUUGACAGAUCUAGGAUAAAAAAAAAACCUCAAUCUUCUAAUGACCAUGUGACAAGCGCUCAGUCUGCUGGAGACAAAAGUAUAAAAGCCAGCAUAAGGAGUGACAUUCAAAUUCCAAGAGCAAAGGUCGAAAUCCUUGAGUCACAAAAUAAAAAGUUAUUAAUAAUUUUUGAUAAACGUGAAGACAUUUUUACGAUAUUGCCUUCACUGGUAAAUUCAAAUCCCCUCCUGUUUCAACCUAAUUUAUUGACCAGAACUCGUAGAGAAUUCAAUGAACUGAUAUGCAGAGGCAUCAAUCCAUUUGACACUACAGAAACAACAUGUUUGAAAACAAGCAUCGAUAUUCAACAUUCAUGUGAAGAAUCUUUUGAAUUACAUCAAAUAACACCAUCUCUAGUAAUUGCUUCAAAUGAACUAUCUGGCACGGAUCUGGCGACUUCAAAACGAGUUGAUAAUAUUUUAAACUCAGAUUCCCAUUUUCAUAAAGAUUUGUCCAAUAUGGAACAAAAUAUAACAGCUGCAUUAAAAUAUCAACAAAUUUCUACCCAAUCCAAAUUGAAUAGCAAAUCUGAACUGAGUUCUGCUGAGAAUAGGGCUGUUGCACAAGAGUCAUUUGAUUGCACUGAAGUUAGAAUCAAAGAGGAAUUAGAUUUGAAUGAUGUAACUGAUGGUAACAAUUAUGAAGAAGGUAAGAAAUAUUUUGAGAUGGCAGACAUUGAUGAUGUAUCGGAAAAGAAAGGCGUUGAAGUUGAAGAACAAGUAUCUCCUUUGCCAUGUGUAAUAGACGGAAACGAAAAAUCAUCUGUUGAAUACGGCAAUACAUAUAAGUCGAGAGUACAGUCUAAGCAAAUGAGCACACAACAGACUCCUAAGUAUAAAUCCAUGAAAACACGUAAAAGUGAAAGCAGCGAAGUAAAAGAUACAAAUGAGAAUGACGAGCCUCAAAGUACGUCCAGCGGAACUUUUAAAAAAGUUCGGCUUUGGAAUAAAAGUCUGGAAAUGAGCAUUGAAAAGGAAAGUAAUAUCUUGCAAAAUUAUCUCAAAGUACGUGCCGCUUAUAGGAGGUUUUACCUCUGCAUUCAUUGCAAUAAACUCUAUUAUGAGGUAAAAACUCUUCACGAACAUGUACGAUCUCUGUAUCGCGUUGGAGCGUUUUGUCCUAUUGGAGAAUGUACCUACGUUAUGCUGGAAGAAGUCGAGUACUUGAGGCACAUUCGUGCGCACUAUAACACAGCAUUAAUAUCCAAUUGCUCGAAAACUUCUAUAAUCAGAAGACCCACCGGCUCGUGUCAGGAACUCAACAGCAAGAAAUACCUGACUGAAUUUAUAAAGAAAAAUGUAAUUGGCGAAAUGAGUUCCGUUGCAACAAAAUUCAAAGAAGUAGUAGAAUCCAAAGAAAAAACAACUGUUUUAAAAGAGAGGAAGGUACAUCAGUCACCCCCAAGGAAAAAAUUGAGAACUUAUGAUUUGGAAGAAAAUUCUGAUGAGAGUAAUGCUCACACGAUAAAUAAGGGAAGUAUAAUCAAACCAAGUGAACAAGCAGCGCACAAUUCCAAAUACGUUUCGGUACCACCGGACAAGAGUUCCAAAUCUGUAAGAAAUAUUCCUGCAAAUACGGGAUAUGAUACGAGAACGAACAGUAAUAAAUCUAUCACUGGAAUAACAAAGGACGAUUCAUCGAUGCAUCAAGUAGUCAAGUAUAACAACGUUGACUCGAGAAAUGUACGAGAUCCAUCGUGUGACAAUCUUGCGGAGAAUGUUGAUGCUAAGAACAACUGAAAACAGUCGAUGGAAAAUCAAAAUGCGAGAAAACGGUCUCGAUCGAAGCUUGAAGAAGCGAAAAAAAAAAUGCUGAGUGUAUGCCAAUAGAGGAAAAAGCUAAUUUUAAAGAAAAAGAUAUAUGUAAAAUUCAGAGUAUAUUGGCCGAAAUUAACGUAGACCACAGGAAAUCUCUUAUUCGUAUAAAUAACAAAAUCGAUGGGACAACAAAAUUGGAUGUGUGUGUAACGAAGUAAGGGAAAGAAUAUGCAAAUACAAAUCCUGAAAAAAGUACUUUGAAUAAAAAUAUAUGAACAUAAUGACAAAUUGUUGGAUCGCUAUUUAUCUUUUUUUUUAAUAAGAAUACAUUAAUUUGUUCGUUAACAAUGAGAAAGUACAAUUAGCCCAAUGACCGUUUAGUGGUAAAUAUCAUUACACCUGACUCAUUUUUAACUGUGUAAUAGUUUUCUUACGAUAUUGAGUAGUAAACGGAUUAUUCCAAAUGUU
Messenger RNA from Cephus cinctus (wheat stem sawfly), 2980 nucleotides. RefSeq lists its product as uncharacterized. Gene Ontology annotation, cellular component: nucleus. The record is from RefSeq and is a predicted model, not a curated record. Gene Ontology annotation, molecular function: zinc ion binding. NCBI's taxonomy places the organism in Eukaryota, Metazoa, Arthropoda, Insecta, Hymenoptera, Cephidae. The coding region runs from base 293 to 2494 and encodes 733 amino acids. The transcript has 3 exons.